Molecule: messenger RNA, 1090 nt
Organism: Capsicum annuum
Lineage: Eukaryota; Viridiplantae; Streptophyta; Magnoliopsida; Solanales; Solanaceae
Product: glutamyl-tRNA reductase 1, chloroplastic-like
Biological process (GO): tetrapyrrole biosynthetic process
Molecular function (GO): NADP binding; glutamyl-tRNA reductase (NADP+) activity
Source: RefSeq, a predicted model, not a curated record
AUGGUGCUUCUCCAUGAGAGAUGGACCGCUCUUCGUUUGCCUUCUACUCACCAUAUAAAUGAUCUGCUAGAUUUCAAUUCUUAUUCAAUUUCUUUGAUAAAGGAAGACAUUGGACAGGUGAAAGAAGACCUAGAAUUGAUAAGAUCUUCCUUCGUGAACAUUGAGCAGGAAUUGAAUAAAGAUCUCUGGGCACAUAUUUUAGAUGUGGCAUACAAGGCAAAAGUUUCAUUGAUUCAACUAUUGAGCUAUGUUGUUGUAAACUCUCCUAACCAGCCAGCUAAAAGCAAGUCAUUUAUAGCUGGUAAAUUUAGUAGAGUUCCAAUUACAGAGCUCUUCCAACACCGAUAUUUACUAUGCAAUCAAGAUGCCACACAAAAUCUAUUUGAAGUAGUUGCUGGACUAGAUUCCCUAAUACUAGGAGAAGGUCAAAUUCUUGCACAGGUGCAGGUUAUUAAGAAUAGAUAGGGGGUCCCUGAAUUUUGUAGGAAAAUAGAUGACCUAUUUAAGCAUGCAAUCACAGAUGGUAAGAGGGUUAGAACUGAGACCAAUAUCUCCAGCGGAUCAGUAUCAGCCAGUUCAACACCAGUGGAGCUUGCUCUGCAGAAACUUUUAGAGCAUUCUUCUUGUACGGCCUGCAUAUUAGUUGUUGGAGCUGGCAAGAUGGGAAAACUUAUGAUCAUGAAUUUGGUUGCUAAAAGGUGUAAAAAUAUGGUUAUCGUUAAUAGGGCAGAGGAAAGAGUUGUUGCCAUCCGUGAGGAGUUGACAGAUACUAAUAUAAUAUAUAAACCUUUCUCAGAAAUUUUAGCAUGCGCUGCUCAGGCUGAUGUAAUAUUCACCAGCAUUGUUUCGGAAGCUCCUUUAUUCAUAAAGGAUAGUAUUCAUGCUCUCCCUUCUGUGAACUCUGAAGAUAGGGGCCAGAGGCUAUAUAUUGAUAUUUAUGUUCCUCAGAAUGUGGAGCCUAGUGUCUCAGAACUUGAAAGUGCAUAUGUUUACAAUAUGGAUGAUCUUAAAGAGGUUGUGAAGCUAAUAAAGAGGAUCAUCAUUUCAGAUCUGUGUUUCCUAGCAUUUUGCUAAUUUUAACCAUAUCAAA